AGUUUUGUUACUAUUGUCUAUAUGGGUUUGUGCUGACAUGGGAUAAAUAGAAAAUGCAGAGAUCCGCGGUUCAAUGGCGAAGGGAUAAAAUCAUUAAUUUUUUAGUAGAAACAACGUCUAUUAUGUUACCCAUCAUUUCAUCAUGCAGAUAAUCUGAUAUUUAAGAGAAAAAAAUUAUCAAGAUUUUGGGGUGCACCUCCGUGUCAUCGUCGGACGGCACCGUUUGGAUGUUAUUUUGAUAAACAGACUAAUUUCUCCUGUUACAACGCACGGACAUACGUGCUAGUGUAUAUAAAAAAAUUGUUGCUUUUGGUAGCGAAAUUGCACAGAGACAGCACGUAGGCCUCUAAGUAAUUGUUUAGGUUGAAAAGAAUAAUUAGGAGGUUGAGGAAAGGGAAUUAGGAGGUUGAGAAAACAGAGAGGCUUAGCCGAACCCCUGGAUCAUUUGCCUCCUGAGAGGCUACCGCAGAUCCAUCCCCAAUCUCCCUCCCCUCGCCCCCUCUCCAGCCAUUCCAGGUUCCUCUGCACACCAAUACCCAGAUCCACCGCCAUGGGAGCACCGCCGCCGCUACCGGGCGAGCUCGUCGAAGAGAUCCUCCUCCGCGUCCCGCCGGACCACCCCGCAUGCCUCCUCCGCGCCUCCAUCAUCUGCAAGGACUGGGCCGGCAUCAUCUCAUGCCCAGCCUUCCGCCGCCGCCUCCACGAGCUCCACCCGACACCACCCCUCCUCGGCUUCCUCCCUGGCGGGGGCUACGUGCCCCACCAGCACAGCUUCAUACCCACCAUCGGCUCGUCCUUCUCACCCGCCGCCCCGGACCACCGCUUCUGGCAUGCCCUUGACUGCCGCCACGACCGCGCCCUCUUCGUCUCCCAGGGCCAGGAUGGAUAUGCUCGGGAACUCCUUGUGUGGGAGCCAAUCACGGGCGCCCAGCAGCGCGUACCGUGGCCCGCGGCGUAUCCGUCCCGCUGCUACCCGACUAUGGCGGCCGUGUUCUGCGCAGCGGACGGGUGUGACCAUCGCCACUGCCUCGGGGGUCCUUUCCAUGUGCUAGUCGACAUCCAGGAUGAAUGCAUUGACGUGCCUCUCAUAUCAGUGUGCGUAUACUCGUCGGAGACCGGCGCCUGGGGCGAGCUGCUGACCUCCAUCCUGGCCUUCUCCAUAAUCGAAACAAACUUUUCCAGCGUGCUCGUUGGGAGCUCUCUGCUUUACUUCCUGUUCUACAACUGGUUCAACCUCGACUACGGCGAUCCAUCGAUUCUGGAGUAUGACUUGUCAAGGCAUGCCCUGAAUGUGUUUACCUUUAGCCCACCAGACGACAACUACUGUGAACGCCACCUCAUGCUGGCUGGGGAUGCUGGACUGGGCGUAAUCCAAGACUUUGAUUCGCAUCUCAAAUUGUGGACAAGAGAGGCGAGUGACCGCAUUGAUGCACGAUGGGUGCUCAGUUGGGUCAUCGACCUCGGCACUUUGGUACCAACUAGUGCCCCAUUGCAUGAAGAUUAUAGACUGUGCGUGAUGGGCGUCGCUGAGGGAGCAAAUGUCAUUUUCGUCGACACAGUUGAUGGUGUUUUCUCAGUUGAGUUACAGUCGGAGCAUGUGAGGAAGGUGUGCGAUCAUGGCUUCGGUAUUUUGAUCCCAGUUGUCAGCUUCUACACUCCUGUACCCCGAGGCAAGCCUAGUGAGGAGCCUAACGAGGAGGCAGGGGGUGAGGAGAAGAAAACAAUAGAUCGGGCACAACAGCUGUUGAGCAAGGGGUCCAAUGCGACCAAGGAAGGGGACUUUGUCAACACAUUCGAAUGCGUCAGCAACGACCACAAUAUCAGGUGAGUCCCAAACGCCUCCCCUAUUCCA
Molecule: messenger RNA, 1852 nt
Organism: Aegilops tauschii subsp. strangulata
Lineage: Eukaryota; Viridiplantae; Streptophyta; Magnoliopsida; Poales; Poaceae
Source: RefSeq, a predicted model, not a curated record